AUGGAGGUUUUAGACUGCCACUGCCACAUAUUUACACAGUUGGUCCUCUCCAGUUACAUCAACCAGAUUCCACAAAAUGAGACACUCUAUAGGAUCAAAUCUGUGAAAGAAGAUAUCAAGUGUGUGAAUUGGCUUGAUUCCAAAGAACCCAACUCGUUCGUGUACUUGUGUAACGAAUGGGGAGUUGGCAUGGAGAUUGAUAGCAAUGUGAAGAUGGAUGAGGUUGCUAGGUUGGUGCGAGAAUUAAUGGAAGGAGAGAAAGGUAACAAGAUGAGAAAUAAAGCCAUGGAGUGGAAGAAGAAAGCAGAAGAGGCAACUUCAGCUGGUGGUUCCUCUUAUGCUACUUCGGACAAGAUUAUAAAUGAAAUACUUGUUAGGAAAAUCAAAUACCAAUAA
This is a messenger RNA of Papaver somniferum (opium poppy), 396 nucleotides long. Its product is annotated as UDP-glycosyltransferase 85A8-like. The record is from RefSeq and is a predicted model, not a curated record. Lineage: Eukaryota; Viridiplantae; Streptophyta; Magnoliopsida; Ranunculales; Papaveraceae. The coding region runs from base 1 to 396 and encodes 131 amino acids. The transcript has 2 exons.